Pteropus alecto (black flying fox) is the source of this 4637-nucleotide messenger RNA. It is a transcript of the gene OPRK1, whose product is annotated as opioid receptor kappa 1. The coding region runs from base 269 to 1411 and encodes 380 amino acids. NCBI's taxonomy places the organism in Eukaryota, Metazoa, Chordata, Mammalia, Chiroptera, Pteropodidae. The transcript has 4 exons. Gene Ontology annotation, cellular component: membrane; neuron projection. The record is from RefSeq and is a predicted model, not a curated record. Gene Ontology annotation, biological process: G protein-coupled opioid receptor signaling pathway; sensory perception of pain; neuropeptide signaling pathway. Gene Ontology annotation, molecular function: dynorphin receptor activity; neuropeptide binding.
CCGCCUAGCUGAGCGCCGCCAGUCCUAGGAGCCGCGCUCUGAGCGGCCGGGAAGGCGCUAGGCUGAAAGGACUUCACCAGAGCACGGGGCGCGGGUCUGAAAGCCCGCCAGGACUGCGGGUUCUCGGCGACCCCGCGGUCUGAGCCGGACCCAGGAACGCGCGAUUCAGCUCUGGCCAGGGCGCCGUCUGGACCUCUCCUCUCGUCUCCAGGAGCCAGAGCCCCACCGGUACCGCUUCUCCUGGCCCUCCAGCCGCAGCCACCCGACCAUGGAGUCCCCGGUCCAGAUCUUCCGCGGAGAGCCGGGCCCUACCUGCGCCCCCAGCACCUGCCUGCUCCCCAAUGGCAGCCGCUGGUUCCCGAGCUGGGCCGAGCCGGACAGCAACAACAGCGCGGGCUCGGAGGACGCGCCGCUGGAACCCGCGCACAUCUCCCCGGUCAUCCCGGUCAUCAUCACGGCAGUCUACUCCGUGGUGUUCGUCGUGGGCUUGGUGGGGAACUCCCUGGUCAUGUUCGUGAUCAUCCGAUACACUAAGAUGAAGACAGCGACCAACAUUUAUAUAUUUAACCUGGCUUUAGCAGAUGCUUUAGUUACUACUACCAUGCCCUUCCAGAGCACGGUCUACCUGAUGAAUUCCUGGCCAUUUGGGGAUAUACUGUGCAAGAUAGUCAUUUCCAUUGACUACUACAACAUGUUUACCAGCAUAUUCACCUUGACCAUGAUGAGUGUGGAUCGAUACAUUGCUGUGUGCCACCCUGUCAAGGCAUUGGACUUUCGCACGCCCUUGAAAGCAAAGAUCAUUAAUAUCUGUAUUUGGCUUCUGUCUUCAUCUGUUGGCAUAUCCGCUAUAGUCCUUGGAGGAACUAAAGUCAGGGAAGACAUAGAUGUCAUCGAGUGUUCCUUGCAGUUCCCAGAUGAUGAUUACUCCUGGUGGGACCUCUUCAUGAAGAUCUGCGUCUUUGUAUUUGCCUUUGUGAUUCCUGUCAUCAUCAUCAUCAUCUGCUACACCCUGAUGAUCCUGCGCUUAAAGAGCGUCCGACUCCUUUCUGGCUCCAGAGAGAAAGAUCGCAACCUCCGCCGGAUCACACGGCUCGUCCUGGUGGUGGUGGCGGUCUUUGUCAUCUGCUGGACUCCCAUUCACAUUUUCAUCCUGGUGGAGGCUCUGGGGAGCACCUCUCACAGCACAGCUGCCCUCUCCAGCUAUUACUUUUGCAUCGCCUUAGGUUACACCAACAGCAGCCUGAAUCCCAUUCUCUAUGCCUUUCUCGAUGAAAACUUCAAAAGAUGUUUCAAGGACUUCUGCUUUCCAAUUAAGAUGAAGAUGGAGCGACAGAGCACUAGUCGAGUCAGAAAUACAGUUCAGGCUGCUGCUUACAUGAGGGAUGUUGACGGGAUAAAUAAACCAGUAUGACUAGUCGUGGAGAUGUCUUCUUAUAGUUCUCCAGGAGGAGAAGAGUUCAAUGAUCUAGGUUUAACUCAGAUUACUACUGCAGUCUGAGAUGGAAAAGUAGAAUGUCUAACAAACUUUUAGGAAUCUCAUAGUCCGAAGUCAUAAGAUACAGGCUGCAUUAGCGACCCAGGUCAGUGGAGUACAAAAGGUCCCAGUGAGGAAACCCAGUCCCUCUCUGUAGGGCAGGGAAGCAAGGCUGACUCCCAGUUCCUUUGACAAACAAGAAACACGCCUUUUUCUUCUAGUUACCUAGAUUUACUUCAGGACUCAGCUGCUGUGGCCUUCCUAUGCGAUGUGAUUUCAAAAGCUCUGUUUAAAACAAACAAACAAAAAAACCACUGGUUUCAGAGCUUAGUGGGUAUCAGACCCCGACACUUAACAUUGACAGAAGUAACCUCAUAAGAACGACAACCAUUUCCAGGGCCCAUGCCCGGCUCGCUUUAUGCUGCAUGCACACGCAUUGUAUGUGGCUGUGUGGUGAGGAAUCCAGCUUAAGUCUGACUUGGACCCACACCUGAAGUGUCUGAUGUUCAUAUGCAGUAGGAAAUUAUGUUGAUAUUUAAAUAUACAAAAGGUGGUUUCGAACAUCGUUUAAUUUCUUGAAAACUAUAUUUUUAGCAUGCUAUUCAGAUAAAUAAUCUCGCAAAAAAAAGUAUGUCUUGAUGUGAGUAAACAUAGAGUAGUUUCAAUACCACCAAAAGUAUAUAUAGUUUUAUCUGUAAAUAAUAGUGUAAAUAAGGAAUGGGUUUGCCUUCCACCCAGGCAGUUUCUUGAGGGCAUGCCUAUGAUAUCCCCCGAGUUAUUUAGAGCUGAUAUUGAGACAUUUUGCUGCAACAGAAGUUUCUCUUUGUGAAUCAGUCAGUGGCACCAUCUCUUUCAGACUCUCUGAGCACCAAUUAGUCCUUUAACAGUGCCCAUAACUCCUGUGUCAAUCAAUCACAAAAUAUUUAACUCUCUCUUAGGUUGUAGCUUUUGCAGAAUCUAAUUUAUACACAAUAUCUUGUUAUGAAUAUAUAUCUAUUAUCAUUCUCUCUGUUCAUGGGGGGAGAGCAUUUUGCUCAUGUAAAUCUUGAGAGAUUAUUUUGUGGCUUUCAGAGGAAAGUAGAAUUGUUCCUAAUUGUGGGCUGAAUGAAGACAUAAUGCCACUCGCGAAGCUUAGACAUACCUUGCACUGCAUUCUGUGAAGAGCACACCUGCUGAAGAUAAUGCCAUGAGCAGCACAUUUAGGGGAAUUUUGCUAAAACUUGUAGAUGAUAUACAAAUUUCCCCUUCUUUUCCCUGAAGCUUACUGUUUCGGAGGCAAUGGCUUUUUUUCCAAGGUAAUUUGCCUGGGUAGAAUAAAGGGAUAAUUUAGAAAUAACACCCAUCUUUCUUUUAGCCAAUAAGGUAUUUGAACAACAUCCUCUGAAAUUUUAUAGGAAAAUCAAAUGUAUAGGGCUACAUAACUAUAGAUAUCAUACUCUAAAACUUCUGUUCACUGUGUGCUUUCUCUCGUGUAUACUCUCCCCUUUUGGAUUGAAGGUUUUAUAUGUGGCUUCAGAAGUUUAGUUUGGUGGUAUUUGUCGAUUCCAGAUUUUCAUAGCACCUAAUACAGAUGCCUUAUGGCUGCAAAGCAGGGUUUUUCCUGAUGAAAACAAAGUGUUCUUUGAGAAUUUAUUAAAUUUCACUGAUUUUUCUUAAGUGUCCUUCUAUUCUUAUAAUAAUUGUAGAUAGGAAUGGCUUAAAUAUUGGGUGAUAUUCACCUAUGGUUAAAAAUCUUGGCUAUCAUACAGGAGGGAUAGCUAUGUAGUGAGUAGUUUCAGAAAUAAGUCCCACUGAAAUGGAAAAUAUAGAAGCCUCUUUACAACAGUAAAACCCAGGAAAUUUUCUUGAAGGAUUCUUACACAGUGCAAAACUAUAACAGAGAUAAAAUCAUAGAACAGACUUAUAGUAAUGUGUUCGUUUUAACUUAAUAUCCCACAUGCCUUUAUAGCAUCAGUUGCCAUUAUUGCAGCCUGAGCUUUAGCCUGACCAUCCUGUACCUUUUCAUAUCUAAGUUUGCAGCCCAAAGAGAGAAAGGAGUAGAUCUAUGUGCUCAUGAGGGGUGUUAUAAGCUUCUCCAUUAUUGUUGACACCAAUUUUCCCAAACUAAAAGAGGAGGGAAGAUGGCUAUGUAAUUUUAGGGCACUACAUUAAAGAAUGAUAAAAUGAAUCAUGUAUGUUAAGAGAAAUGCCACUUAGACAAAUGUGUUUCUUUGUUAAAAGUGAGUAUGUGCAUAAAUGUGUGUACAUGCAUGCAUGUGACUAUGGACUAUGUACGUGUCUGUAAUAGUGUGAGCAUGCAUUCCUGUUUAAGUGUGUGUGCAUGUCUGUGAGUGUGUGUGUACUGUCAUGAAGUGGUGGUCAUAUUGCAAUUCCUUCGUCAUUCCAGAAAAUGCAUUUGUCCUAGCCCCACUUCCUCUCAAAUAUGUCCCAUCUCUUGAUGUCCUUGUUCUCCCAUCAUAGCAAGGAGUGCACUGUCUGCCAUGUCUGUUUGAGACCAGAACUGCAUGUAUCUAAACUUGAGAUCAGCUCUCUACAUGAACUUCAUCUUCCAACCUGAGUGACAACUUCUGGAAGGUAUGAUCUAGUGAGGGGUCAGAAAAAAUGCAGGGAAAUGAAAUAGACAUUCAGGAGGCAUGGGGAUUAAAAAAAAAAAAAAACCCAAAACAUAAUUCUACCUGGGAGGAGAUUGGAACCACCAUUAAUGACUUAGACUACUCUUAUGAAUCUAGGAGCAUCUGCUAUGCAAAAGGUUCAGGUCAAAACUCCAGGCUUUAUACUAAAAAAGCAUAAUUUGGAAAUAUAGUUUUGAAAAAUCAAGGAGUAUUCAUAAAGAUCUUAAGAAAAUGGCUCUAUUCUAUGAUGUACUACUGAGAAAUAAAAGUUCUUAAAUUUAUAUAACUAUUAUCAGACACUUUAUAGAUGUUUCAUCUAGUAUUGGGACAUAAUGAGAUGAAUUACUGAAAUAAAAAAAAAAAUACAUGGGCUGGCUUUAAAUUAGAGCUUUUUAAAAGAGAAAUGUGUUACAAGUUGUAUGUCCAUUCAAUGAGAUUUAUUUUCUAAGCAAGAGUUAUUUGGAAGAUUCAGCAUAAAUUUGAAAAUCCCAUCCUAAAAAGUCAUUAAAAUGUUUGCCCUAGGUAACUUUCUUCUCUGAAAGAAAAAUAUA